ACAUUCUUGUUUGGUUAAACUUGUUAAGUUUAACUUCUUCUUCACUUCUAUUUUUGGUUGAUCUUCUGUUUUACGUAAACAGAAAUGAAUACGGUUCUUAAUACCGAUACUACUUCGAAUGAAACUUCGAACAUGGGAACUUCUGAAGGAAGUGUUCCUACCAGUAUGAUUCCUCCCGUUGUGAAUACAACUACUACUAAUGUGAUUCCACCGGUUGUGGGUGCCCCUACUAUCGCACAUUCAAACUCCGUUUCACAUGGGGAAAAGUCGGAUAAAUUUUUUGGGGUUGAUUUCAAAAGGUGGCAACAAAAAAUAUUGUUUUAUCUCACAACCCUCAACUUGGCGAAAUUCUUGAAUGAAGAUCCUCCCGCCAUACAAGAAGGGGAAAACAAUAGGGCAUCUUUGAUUGCUUUGGAUGCAUGGAAACAUUCGGACUUCUUAUGCAAGAAUUACAUUCUUAAUGGCUUGGACAACGCCUUAUACGGUGUAUAUUGCUACAAGAAAUCUGCAAAGGAACUAUGGGAGUCCUUGGAAAAGAAGUACAAGACCGAAGAUGCGGGAACCAAGAAGUUCAUUGUGAGAAAAUUCUUGGACUACAAAAUGGUAGAUUCGAAGACCGUCAUCAGUUAAGUGCAAGAAUUGCAAGUCAUACUCCAUGACAUUCAUGCGGAAAAUAUGUCCGUGAGCGAAUCAUUUCAAGUCGCUGCAAUUAUCGAGAAACUUCCACCCAUGUGGAGGGACUUCAAAAACUAUCUCAAGCACAAGCGCAAGGAGAUGAACAUUGAAGAACUUGUGGUUCGAUUGAGGAUUGAAGAAGA
Messenger RNA from Olea europaea var. sylvestris, 818 nucleotides. RefSeq lists its product as uncharacterized. Bases 85 to 630 code for a protein of 181 amino acids. NCBI's taxonomy places the organism in Eukaryota, Viridiplantae, Streptophyta, Magnoliopsida, Lamiales, Oleaceae. The transcript has a single exon. The record is from RefSeq and is a predicted model, not a curated record.